This is a messenger RNA of Polypterus senegalus (gray bichir), 1791 nucleotides long. Its product is annotated as butyrophilin subfamily 2 member A2-like. The transcript is spliced from 7 exons. NCBI's taxonomy places the organism in Eukaryota, Metazoa, Chordata, Cladistia, Polypteriformes, Polypteridae. The record is from RefSeq and is a predicted model, not a curated record. Bases 170 to 1162 code for a protein of 330 amino acids.
GAAAUUAAUCCAAGGAGGAACACUUAAUACAAUUCCUUUUAUUUUCUUACACACUAUCUUCUCCUUCUACAGACUUAUAAGACAUUAAGAACAUGAAAGACUGACAUAUUGGGCAUGAAGUUCACAGACUGCUGAUGAAGGACAAAUCCUCAUGCUGUGUGAGCUCUAAAUGUGGAGAGUGGAGAGAAAACAAAGUGAAAGCACCAUGAACCUUCAGAUGCGAUGGACUCUUCUUAUCUUAUUGUUUCUACACAACACAGAUAUCUCCUGGGCAGACAGCUUCAUCGUUGUUGGUCCUUCUAAGCCCGUCGUCACUUAUGUCGGUGAAGAUGUGGUCCUGCCAGCCUCCCUCUCACCAGCGCUUAAUGCUGAGGCCUUUCAAGUGAGGUGGUUUACAACUGACUAUGGGUCUCCAGAGCUGUUAUACAUCGAUUACAAUAUCAGGAUACAGACUGACACAAGAAGAACUCUGAGCAUAGACAACCUCAAGAAUGGCAACGUGUCUCUAAUAAUCAGAAAUGUCCGUGUUUCUGAUGAUCAUCUCUACAGAUGUUAUGUGUUCUCGGGACAAAGAGAUGAGGACACUCAGGUCUCACUCACUGUUGAAGUUUUAGGUGCUCAGCCCUCCAUUUCUAUGAGCUCCACUGAAGGCCAGAAGACCCGACUGGAGUGCAGCGCUGAGAAGUGGAACCCCCAACCAGAAGUCACCUGGAGGGACAUGAAUGGGGCAGACGUGACGUCACAGUCCACAAUAAAGUCAGAGCGGGACUCCGAGGGUCUUCUGAGAGUGAGCAGCGUCCUCCCGGUGAAGGAGGAGUACAACGUGUUCAGCUGUCUGAUGAGAAGUAAAGCACCAAAGCCAGACUGGCACUCCGGACUUGGCAUCUACAGUUUCUCCCCAGGGGUCUCUGGCUGGUUGGUGGCUUUCUGCGUCUUGUUGGUUCUUUGCUUAGCGGUGACUCCCCUGCUGGUCAUUCAAUGGAGAAGAAUGAGAGAAACAAACACCAGAUAUGAUUCAAUAGUUAGCGGCUGUAGGAGUCCACAUUGGAAAUCCACUGACAAUGGAAGGACAUGCAGACUGUCCACUGGAGACAUCAUACCAGGAGCUGAACUAGAGUUUGAGUGCUGUGGGCUGACAAAUCUAACGUCACGUGUGCUCUGAGUGCCAAAUGGCUCCUCCAUUACACAUUUAGUCCUCUCUCUAGUCGUGAGUCAGCACAGGGCUGUAGAUAUGAGACACUCUGAUCAAGGACUGGUCUGAGGAGCUCGACUUGUGCUGAUUUACCUCUUUCUACUUGGCCACUGCUCAUCUGUCUCCUGUGAUGGUGAGGUGGCUUCUCAGGGGUCUUCAGAGUCCAUGAAUAUCUGAGCAGUUCAAUUAGUGAAGGCCUUGGUGUGACUGAAUAAACGUGAACUGGUCAGGAAAUUCAAAAUGGGAGAUCAGGCCGGCCAGACUGAAUGUGAAGAGGAGACGAUUUGAAAAUGGUCAGCAUUGAGCCAAUGUGGCCCACCACGUUCAGUGAAGUCUUCUGUGUCUCCUUUGUGUUGGUGCUUCAUGUGUGAAUAGGGAAGGAAACGAAAAACAAUAAAAAUAAACAGCUUUUUAAAUUUAUUUUAUGAUUUUGAAUCUAAAAUUCAUUCAUCUGUUUUCUGAUUCCAAUUAACGGUAGCAGAGAGUUGACACACGACAGUAGAAAUCCAUUUGUAAGGUGCCAGUCUGUGACUCACACACACACACACACACACACUCACACACACACUCUCACACACACACUCACACACACACACACU